AUGUAAAAUCAAGAACUAAACUAAUUUGUUAAAUAUGAUUAGUUUUCUUCAUAUCUAACCAAAUCCCAGGUCAAAUACAUAGAGACUCGCAAUCCCUUAGACUACUAUUAGAAAAACAACAUCCAGACACAGAAUUGGGAUUCAAGCCUUCUCCAAACCAAACCACAAGUAACUUAGGAACUUGACAAAAUCAAUAAUCUGGUUGAUUCUCUCUUCGCAAAGAAGGACUCUCAGCUGUAUUAGAAAUAAGAACCCAAAGAACGCAAUUAGAAGUCAUUUACGGAGAAAUUCUCACCUAUGGGAAACAUUCUAUCUGAAACAACCUAAUCUCUGGAUUACAAUCCACCUCAAUAGCAGGGUCAUCAGAGUCUUAUUGAUCUUAAAACUGACAUUCUAAACGUGAGAUCAAUUUCAUUAAAAUAAGAACGUCCUAAAGAAGUCAAGACUUCGAAUGUACAAAAAGUGAUUGAACAGAAAGGACUGAAUCUCAGGCAAUCAGCUCCAUUGAGUUUGUAUGAAUUGAGAUAAAUAAAUAAUGUUGAAAUCCAGAAAGCAUUGAAAGUUCUGCAAAAAUGAUUAUAUAUUUACAAAUAUGUAAUAGUAAUUCGAUUAAAACAUACGAAGAUUGGGGGACUAUCAGUUCGAUUCCAAGUAUCUUUUAGGAGAGGGGGCCUUUGGCAAGGUUUACAGGGGAAGUAAAAUAAGCACGAAUAUGGAGGUGGCCAUUAAGAAGAUUGAUAGUUCAAUGAUCAAUAAGGAUUAGUAUCUAAUUGAUGCUCUAAGUAAUUAAAGUGAACAAGUAGAAUAGAUAGUGAAGUCCAAAUCAUGAAGCAAUUAGAUCAUCCAAACAUUGUCAAGUUUAUUGAUAAAUUUACAACUGAUCGCUCCAUCUAUAUUGUGACAGAAUAUUGCGCAGAUGGUGAUUUAAGAAAUAUUAUGAAGGGCAGAAAGAUACCCGAGACAGAAGUUAAUUAGAUCUUCUGUCAAUUGGCAAGUGGAUUCAAAGAAUUGGUGAAAGCAAACAUAAUCCAUCGUGAUCUCAAGCCAGCUAAUAUAAUGAAUCAUCGAGGUAUUGUUAAGAUAGCUGAUUUUGGAUUCUCUAAAAUAGUUGAUAAUUUUAAUGGAGAUUUGUUAAGGACUUGCGUAGGUUCACCCUUAUACAUGGCCCCUUAGAUAUUAAAAAAGGAGAAAUACACCACCAAGUCAGAUAUUUGGUCAUUGGGUAUUAUUUACUAUGAGAUGAUCUAUGGCAACUCUCCAUGGACAGGCAUGGAUGAGAAGAGUCUAACUUAAAAUAUCAUGAAAUAACCAAUGAGAUUUCCAUCAAGUGUGUAAUUGUCAGAUUUCGGGAAAAAUUUCAUUUCAAAAGCUCUGGAGAAAGAGGAAUCCAAAAGAAUGGAAUGGAAUGAACUAUUUCUGAUGUUUGAAUAAUAAAAGAGGUCGUUGCCUUAAGCCAAGAUCCAAUUUGAUAAGAAUAAACCUGCCAAUAAUAUCCUUGAUUCUCCACAAUCUCUUUAAAUUAAUGAGGCUCCUAAUUAGUAAUUAUUAUCCCAAUUAAAUAUACUGAACUUAUAAAGAAUGCAUCUCAACUUUUCACAUUUUGUGAAUGUGGAAAUCACCCAACAUAUUUCAAUCAUUACUUAACAUUACAAAAAAGAAUUAUAUUUUGAACUCUUAUGUCUUCUUUCAGCCAAAUUCACUGCUAAUUCAUUCAAAUUAUUACAAACAAAGGUUGUAACAUUGUUGGAAUCCUAAAAGAAAUCAAAUGAGUAUUCAAAAUUCAUCUGCCAAAUCUAAAACGAAUACCAAUUAGCAGCUGAACUUUGUACCAAUACUUUGUAAUACUUUGAUAGAAUUGGUUUGUUGUCUAGUCUAAGACAAUUGGCUGAUUUUUAAACAUUUAUUGAUACCCCAGAAUUAAAUUAAAAUCAACUCAUCUCAGUAGAGAAGAUCAUUAAGGAAAGAGUCUAAAGUGUUUCUAAAUAAAUGUUAUUGGUUUGCAAAGAAAACGAUGUGUUGAACCUUCUGGAUUAUUUGAUGGAGAUGUGUCUUAACAGAAGCAAAAUUAUGAAUGGAAAUAACAAUGUGGACUUUUCUUUUAUUCAAGAGAUAAAAAUACAACCAGAUUACAAUUCAUACUUAAAUUAUAAAUUGAGUGAGAUGUACGGUUAUUGA
This is a messenger RNA of Paramecium octaurelia, 2175 nucleotides long. The record is from the annotation of a GenBank genome assembly. Lineage: Eukaryota; Ciliophora; Oligohymenophorea; Peniculida; Parameciidae.